Molecule: messenger RNA, 2988 nt
Organism: Magnusiomyces paraingens
Lineage: Eukaryota; Fungi; Ascomycota; Dipodascomycetes; Dipodascales; Dipodascaceae
Exons: 2
Coding region: 1-2988 (995 amino acids)
Biological process (GO): regulation of gene expression
Molecular function (GO): chromatin DNA binding; protein binding; RNA polymerase II cis-regulatory region sequence-specific DNA binding
Source: RefSeq, a predicted model, not a curated record
AUGAACUUUAGAGCCACCGCUGCUCCAGCAUAUUCCCCUCCACAAACCCCUCCUCUUCCAUACCCGGCCAACCAAGGCUUUCUUAGGCAACAACAAAACUUCCAACCGCCCACCGUGUCCGCAGUAUCUUCAGUUUCCUCGCCACCGCAGCCGCUGCAGCAUCACCAGCAGCAGCAGCAGCAGCAGCAGCAACACCAACACCAACAACAACACCAACAACACCAACAACAACAACAUCAUCACCACCAACAACAACAACAACAACUUCCACACCACCAAUCGCCUAUCCCUCCUUACGGUGCAGUUUCUCAUCCCCAUCCUCCACCACCACCACCACACCAACAACAACAACAACAUCAACAACAUCAACAACAACAAUAUCACCACCAUCCUUAUCCGCAACCCCCUCAUCCUUCUGCCCUGGCACCUCCACAACAACAACAACUCCCACCAGGCAUACAACCAUCCGCUCCAUUGGCCCCAGCCUCUGUUUCUGCACCAUCGCCCCACCCAGUCCCAAUCAAACACGAAAAACCUGCCACCAAACGCCGCCGCAGAACAAACACAAUCUCCUCAGAUACCUCCACUACAAACACCCCAGACUCUUCAUUUGCAGGAAACUCAAAUUCAAACUCAAACUCAAACAAUACUUCAGCACACCGCCGUAAACACCACAAAUCUACCUCCUCAACUUGCUCAACCGCUGCAUCAACUCCAAACUUGGCCUAUGCUGCUGUCCCAACACCUCCUAUGUCUUCUCUGGCUGCUCCAAACUCUCAAGAAGGUCAUCCGGGUUAUCAACAACAACAACCUCAGGGGUAUCAACAGCAGCAACAACAGCAACAUCAACAGCAGCAGCAGCAGCAGCAGCAGCAGCAGCAACAACAACAACAUCAGCAACAGCAACAGCAGCUUGGACCUCCUCCUCCUCCUCCUCAUCAUCUUCAACAACAACCUCAACAGCUUAACAAGUCUCCCAAAGCCUACCCUAACAUCCUUUCAAGUUACCCACCACCACCACCUCAGCAACAACAACAACAACAACAACAACCACCUUACUCAGGAUCAAUCACUCCAAUGUCCCCACAGGUCCCGCCGGGUGCGCAGACCCACCACCAUCAACAACAACAACAAUCCCAACCCCAAGACUUAAAGCUUAAUGAUUCGCCAGCAAUCCAGGCUUUCCGUGCAGAAACAAUCGAAACAUGGCUUGCAAUUGCAUCCAUGUCAGACGCACUCGACCUCCAUGACAAGGCUAUUGACUGCUACCGCAAAGUCCUUGACUAUGACCAUUCAAAUUUCAAGGCCCUCGUUGGAUUAGGCAACCAGUUUCACGCAAAGGAACUCUUCCACAAGGCUAUCGACUACUAUAACUCAGCCCUCAAAAUUGACCCAGGUGAUGGUGCCGUCUGCGAGGCCCUCGCUCAUAGUUACCUAAUGGUCGACAGCCUCAGUGAGUCUUAUGCUGCAUACCAACGUGCUCUUAACGCACUUCCUGAUAAAAAUGUCCCCAAACUGUGGUACGGCAUUGCUGUUCUCUACGAGCGGUGCAGCUCCUUUGAACUCGCAAAGUCCUCCUUCCUGCGCGUCUUGGAAAUCGACCCAAACUACUCAAAGCGCUCUGACGUUUACUUCCACCUGGGUAUCAUGUUUAAGCACGAGCGUGACUACCCAAGAGCUCUCGAAUACUUCCAUCUUGUCCUUAAAACUCCUCCCCUCCCAAUUGCUGCCUCCCACGUCUGGCUCCAAAUAGGUUAUAUCCAAGAGUUUCUUGAAGACUACCCAGCAGCUCAAUACGCAUACGAGCGCGUCCUUAAAGAUGAACCCACACAUAGCAAAGCUCUUCAGCAACUGGGCUGGCUUAACUAUCUCCAGUACAUGAAAGCCUCUUCAGCUGCCCAACCACCAUCUUCUCCACCCGAGCACGCCUUGGACAUGGCCAUUUCCCGCCUCAAUGCCUCGCUCGAAUAUGAACCAAAUGAUGCUUAUACUUGGUACCUCCUCGGCAGAUGCUACAUGCAACAGGGUCGCCAUGAAGAAGCUCUCCGCUCAUACGACCGUGCAACCACUCUGGACCCCAACAACUCCCGCUUCUUUUGCUCAAUCGGUAUUUUCUACUAUCGCACUGGGUCCUUCCAUGAGGCUUUACAAUGGUACACUAAAGCCAUCACAGCCGAUCCAGAUACUCUCAGCGAGGCAUGGUACAAUGCCGCAAUUCUUUACCAAAUUUCAAACCAACUCCAUGACUCCAUCAACGCCAUGGAAAACGCUAUCCGAGUUGACCCAAAUAACCAGCUCUACAAGUCACACAUUGAGUAUCUCCACGCUGCAGCUGAAUCAGCAACCCCUUCAGGUGCACCCAAAGACCCGGUCCCGGAAAACCUCAAGAUCCCUAGAGAACCUCCAGUGCCUGUGGAGCGACCUAUCCCGCAACAACGUCAGGGCAUGGAUGAUGGAUCAACCCCUCCUCCACCUCCACAACUCACAGCACCCCCAUCCCAACAACCACAACAACAACAACAGCUACAACACAUGCCGCCCGGUGUGGGUCCACAGGGAGGACCUCAGGACGUGCCACACCACCAUCAUCCUGAAAUAAAUGGCAAUGCUGGACGAGGCCCACCUCAACACGCGAUGCCUCCUCAGCAGCAGCGACAACAACAACAACAGCAACAGCAACAGCAACAACAACAACAGAACCAGCCACCGCCUGGAAUGCCCAUGGAAAUGGCUGCAGCUGCAGCUGCAGGUUCGCCUUAUUCUCAACAUCAAGCUCCACCUGGAAUGGGACCUCCACCUCACGCAAUCCACCACCAGGGAAUGGGACCACCACCAAUGCAGGGAAUGCACCCGUCGCAACAGCAGCAACAGCAACAACAGCAACAACAACAGCACCCAGGGUCGUACGGUCCACCGCCGCCAGGCAUGGCGGGUCCCGGGUUUGUGCCCAUUGCUCCGGCGCCAGGCGCGUCUCCCCAUAUGCGAUGA